AUGGCAAGGGCGUAUACCCCCGACGAGCUGGCAGCCGCCGAAGGCUUGCUUCUUCUGUGGGCGAGCCGACGCGUCACAGCCACCUCACGCGACGUCCAAGGAGCUGCGAGCAAUAAUCACGGGGUGAACAGCCAUGAAGAUACCGAGCACAGUCAGCAGCAUGAGGAUAUGCAGACUUUCCGCGGCCACGAUGUGGAUAUGCCGCCACCCUCUCGUCCCCAGAGUCAACCUCGUCCUCCUGUGAGCGCUGCUCAUAGACUCGAGCCAAUCGGUACCUCUAAUAAUCGAGUGAUCAACCCUCCUAUUCCAGUGGUCUUGUUUCAUCAAGGGCCUCAUCUAAGCACAGCUCGUACUGCCACGCAGAACAGCAUUCCUGGGCUGCGAGCAAACAUCCCCCCGUUCCACGAAGAGGGCUCUCCGCAGUAUGCUCACGACCAGGAACAGCGUCAGAUCACACGCUUGAUGAUUCUGCGCCAUGUUAUGAACAACAGACCCCCUGGCAGAGCCGAAAUUGCGCGGCAGAACACCAUGCAGCGCUUCCCACCGCGUGGCAGCCGCCUGGAUUGUGAGCAGACGUCCCGGCUCGGUAGAGUCCCAGGUGCUGCUCGAGACCGCGCGAAUCGCUUGCCUCCACGCUUCUUGCCUACGAGAGACCCCAGACCCGCUGACUCGCGCCAUGUAUCGGCGGGCAGCCGCAAUCCGGGACACAAUGGAUCAACUCAACAUGACGUGCAGACCAACGCCGCCCCUCAUGAUGCCUCGGGUCGAACCGCCAAUUCAACCACCGAUGUCAACGGCUCAGCUGCAGUCUCUUCUCAUCAAGAGCAAAGCACCGCAGACUCCCAGCCUGGUAUGUCGCUGCAGAAGUAUCUGAUCCGGCAGCAGAUGAUCGCGGGCGUACAGCCAGAGGAGAUCGCACCCAUCCGUCCUCAGGCGAUGGUGAACAACCCUUCAGCUCCUGUUGUAUUGCAGGUCAGAAACGACGCUGUCGCCGUGCCUAGGAUCCCACCUGCGCAGUUCAGCGGACCACUUCAGCCUCUCCGGAUCGUGCCACGCGGGGUUUCUGGAUCUGUCAAUGGACCGGUGACCAGGGACACUGCACUACACAGUCAUCCUGUGAACCAGGACCCCGAGCCCAAGUCUGAAGACGACAAGUCUGCGGCUGCCAACAAUGAACCUCAACCUCAACCUCAGACCCCGCAGCGUCCAGCAAAUUCUCGCUAUCUCACACGCUCUGUCACACGGCGUACCCGGGACCAGAACAGCCUGGACACCUCUACGCCUGAGUCUCAAGCACCAGCAUCAGCGGUGGUCAAAUCCGAGGAUGACACCAACCCAGCCGCUCAUCCACCCCGUCUCCAGCCCAACAUCUCAGCCCCAGAUAGCAACAACAACAACAACACCAACACCAACAUACUCUGGGCCCAAGAACAAACCACAGAGGAAGCGCCCCGCCGCCCCUCCACCAUCGCCCUCACCAUCCCGCACAACAACUUCGACCUCCUGGCCGCCCUCUCCACCCACCCCGAACUCACCGUAAUGAUCACGGACCUCCUGCACCCAGAGGACAUCCUAACCCUCCUCACCACCUCGCGCCCCCUCCACCAAACCCUGCACCACAACCUCCCCACAAUCACAACCCACCACCUCCACCACCUCAACGCCACCACCCACCCACCAAACAUAUCAGACACCUUCCCCCUCAUCUGCUACCCACGCCUCUACACCCAACCCCAACCCCAACCCCCGACCCCCAAACUAACCUACCUCCUAAUGCUCACCUCCCGCACCACCACCAUCAACCGCAUCCUCACCACCCUCCAGACAGCCCACAUCUUCCUCCCCGCCGGCACGGCCCUCGUCCUCCGCAAGAUCUGGUUCCUGAUGGACGUCCCCGACAACCACCGGCGGGAGUGGACGGUCCGCAACCGCAAUCUGUGGUCGGAUCUAGAUCUGUUCCUGGGCGUGUUUCUCAUGGUCCAGGUCGAUGCGUUUCUGGCGGAGGUGAAGGGGGUGAAGCGGUGUACGGUCAUGCGGCAGUUGUGUCUUGCGCAGCGCUCGUUGGCAGGGUUGGCGGAUUAUCUCGGGGGAAAGGUUUGGGGGGAUGAGAUGGGGGCGGAGGUUGAGCGGGCGUUGCGGAGAUGGAUGGGGAUUAGCUCUUCGUCUGAUGCUGGUGCUUCUGCUGCUGAUAAAGAAGAGAAAAACGAAGCUAUCGGUGAUGGAAUCCCUGGACCCGCUGUCCCCAGCGACCCGGAACCCACUACACCCACCACCGCAGCCACCGCAGCCACCACCACCACCACCACCACCACCCCAAAUCCAACCGGAGAAGAGCCCGGCGCCCUGCAGUACGAAUACUACGGAAGGAAGAACGCCCCCACCAAAAUCAAACUGCUGCGCCCCGACGAGUGGAUCAUGCGCGAGAUCCUGCACCGCGGCUUGGACCUGCAGAAGAUGUACAAGCUGGUGUUUGCUGAGGGAAGGCGCGAGCAGUUCGAGACCCCCGGUGUCGCGGGCCAGAGGGUCACUUGGGAUGAGCAGAUGCGGUUGGCGACGCUCAGGAGCCAGGUCGAUUGGAUGGAGGUCGUGAGGUUGGAUCGUUGA
Molecule: messenger RNA, 2604 nt
Organism: Aspergillus aculeatinus CBS 121060
Lineage: Eukaryota; Fungi; Ascomycota; Eurotiomycetes; Eurotiales; Aspergillaceae
Exons: 1
Coding region: 1-2604 (867 amino acids)
Source: RefSeq, a predicted model, not a curated record